This is a messenger RNA of Scutellospora calospora, 337 nucleotides long. The record is from the annotation of a GenBank genome assembly. Lineage: Eukaryota; Fungi; Glomeromycota; Glomeromycetes; Diversisporales; Gigasporaceae.
UAAAAAGAAGAAAAUUAAACCAAAACCUGAAAAAUCGAUGUCAAAACACCGGCUUGUAGAAAUUGAAAAAGCAGUCGCUGCAGAAAAUGACCCAGCGCAAAUAAAAAAAAAGAAAUCACUUAAAUUCCGCCAAAAUACCUCAGAUGAGCAUCAUCAAAAAUUUGGCCCCACAUCACCACAUAGUGAAUCAGAGAUUGUAUUAUCUGGAGAAGAUUAUAGACGAAAAAUUGAAGAAUUGCGAAACGAAGGUGGUUCAUCAUGGCUAAGAGUUUAUACAGAAAUGGAAUAUUCAAAAGAUGAAACUGAUAGAUUAAGAGAGCCACCAAGGAUGAAAUAG